Molecule: messenger RNA, 954 nt
Organism: Moesziomyces antarcticus
Lineage: Eukaryota; Fungi; Basidiomycota; Ustilaginomycetes; Ustilaginales; Ustilaginaceae
Exons: 1
Coding region: 1-954 (317 amino acids)
Source: RefSeq, a predicted model, not a curated record
AUGGAGGAGCACGCCACUGCGUCCUCGUCGACGUCGUCGCUCGGUGCGCCGCGUCGGUUGCCCGCAUACUUCCCAUCGACGACCGACAAGCCUGCCUCGCUUCCGCGCGCGUAUCUCAACGGCACGCAAGACAUGCUGCAGCUCUUCGGACUCAUGCCCAUCUACGACCGGGCUGUACGGCCGUACAAUCCAGACACGAUCAAGGCGGAAGCAGCCGCCGCCGCAGCCACUGACGCUCCCGCCGAAGCAUCCACCUCGAAAGGCGUCAAUGCACGUUCGGGCGCAGGGUCGACUCGCAUACCUGCAGGAGCGGCUGCGGGGGCAGCAUCGUCGCCUGCACCUGGCGUAGCCUCUGCUGCCUCUGCCACGCCGUCGGGCAGCAUACGGCCUGCGACUGGCUCCAACAGUGCUGUUGCGGGCAUGCAAAAUCCGCCCUCGCAUCCUUCAUCCGGCACGGGCCGGAUCUCGACGCCCGCGUUGCAUCUCAACGGUGGAGCAUCGACAUUCGCACUGCACACGGAUUCGUCCGCGAUCCUUGCGGCUUCUCCUGGUCAGAUUGCGGCUUCGGCUGCAGCGGCACCGCCGGCACGUCGACCCACCAAACCGCCACCGACGUAUGCGCACUAUGUCGACGAUCUCGCCGGUCGCGUCCGCCCCCCUCGCAAGGGCACCAAAGCUGCCCGCACCCAAAAAGGCGAUUCACUCCUGUCCAUCCUCUUCAAGCCCGAAUACACCCCGCAGAGGAUCGUACCGCUGGAUAGAGAGACGAUGACCGCCGCAUUCACCGUCCAACCAGGUCCUGUGGCAGAGAUCGACCUCGCGCUGCUCGAGCCCGACGACGAAGAAGCACCUAGGCCCAGGAAGAAGAAGAAGAAGCUCAAGCAGGAACCAUCAGCCACCAUGCAUGCCAGCUCAGGUCCUCCUUCGGCUGCACGAACACCUUCCCGACGCUAA